Micromonas commoda is the source of this 1303-nucleotide messenger RNA. It is a transcript of the gene PORA, whose product is annotated as light-dependent protochlorophyllide oxido-reductase chloroplast precursor. Gene Ontology annotation, molecular function: protochlorophyllide reductase activity. Lineage: Eukaryota; Viridiplantae; Chlorophyta; Mamiellophyceae; Mamiellales; Mamiellaceae. The transcript is spliced from 2 exons. The record is from RefSeq and is a predicted model, not a curated record. Bases 41 to 1303 code for a protein of 420 amino acids.
GAGCGCUGAACCGAUCGCCCCACCGGCGUCGCAGCAAACCAUGUCUUCCGCCUCCAUGCUCGCCUCCUCCGUCGCGGCCCCCGCCGCGACCCGCUUCGGCAAGAAGGCCCAGGGCGUCUCCGCCCGCAAGGCCAUCUCCCGCGUUCCCGUCGGCGGCCACAAGGUUCAGACCAAGACCCAGGCUGCGUUCGUCGUGUCCGCCUCGGGCGCCAAGAAGACGGCCAUCGUGACCGGCGCCUCCUCCGGCCUCGGCCUCUACACCGCCAAGGCUCUCGUCGAGCGCGGCGAUUACUUCGUCGUCAUGGCGUGCCGCAACGUCGCCAAGGGCCAGGAGGCGGCCAAGCAGCUCGGCUUCGCGGCCGACAGCUACGAGGUGAUGGAGCUCGAGCUUGGCGACCUCGCCAACGUCCGCAACUUCGUCAAGAAGUUCCGCGGCAAGAAGUACGCCAAGUCGCUCCAGUCGCUCAUCUGCAACGCCGCCAUCUACUACCCCAACGCCGUGACCCCCACGUACACCAAGGACGGCUUCGAGGAGACCGUCGGCGUCACUCAUCUCGGCCACUUCCUCCUCGCCAACCUCAUGCUCAAGGACCUCGUCGGAGCCCAGGACAUGGGCAUCGACAAGCGCCUCUGCAUCGUCGGCUCGGUCACCGCCAACACCAACACGCUCGCGGGCCAGGUGCCGCCGCGCGCUAACCUCGGAGACAUGUCCGGCCUCGCCGCGGGCCUCAACGGCGAUCGCAACGCCAACGCCAUGAUCGACGGCGAUCGCUUCAUCGGACCCAAGGCGUACAAGGACGCCAAGCUGUGCAACAUCCUCACCGUCAAGGAGAUGUCCAACAGGUGGCACGAGCAAACCGGGGUGACCUUCUCCACCAUGUACCCCGGCUGCAUCGCCGACACCCCGCUGUUCCGCAACCACACCCCGGUGUUCCGCUUCCUCUUCCCGCUCAUCCAGAAGUACAUCACCAAGGGCUACGUCACCAUGCAGGAGGCUGGCGGCCGCCUCGCCUCCGUGGUGUGCGAGCCCCAGUACACCACGUCUGGCGCGUACUGGGCGUGGAAGGGUGGCGGCGACCAGCUCUGGGACAACUACUGGGACAACUCCAACCGCACCGAGGCUUUCGACAACAAGCCCUCGAAGGAGGGCGGCGACAUGCAAAAGGCGAAGGAGAUGUUCGACAUGUCCGUCCAGGCGGUCGGCCUCAAGGCUGGCGAGCUCGGCCCGGGUUCCUUCCGAGCGGGCUCCGGCGGCGGCCCGUCGCUCCCGAACCCCUUCAAGGCUCUCGCCGGCGCCAAGUGA